This is a messenger RNA of Theobroma umbraticum, 1591 nucleotides long. RefSeq names its product S-adenosyl-L-methionine-dependent methyltransferases superfamily protein (gene AR401). Gene Ontology annotation, cellular component: cytoplasm. The record is from RefSeq and is a predicted model, not a curated record. NCBI's taxonomy places the organism in Eukaryota, Viridiplantae, Streptophyta, Magnoliopsida, Malvales, Malvaceae. Gene Ontology annotation, molecular function: protein-lysine N-methyltransferase activity.
AAAUCUCCUCCGCUUCUUCCUGCAAACCCGAAGGUCGUAAACAAAUCAAGUCUCCCUCUUUCUAAGUUCGCCACUCACAAAUUAACCAUUUUCUUUUUCUUUUUUUUUUUUUAUAAAAAAGAUAAGUACCUUGGAAUCCAUGGCGGGAAUCCGAUUGGCGCCGGAAGAGUCACCGGACCUGACUCAGCAACAUCCGCCGCCGCAGCAGCAACAGCUGCAGACCGGUCGAGAAGUGGCGUCCGACGACGAGCGGUCGGUGGCUGCUGAUUCCUGGUCUAUAAAGAGCGAUUACGGAAGCACGCUUGACGAUGAGCAGCGCCACGCUGAUGCCGCCGAAGCCCUAUCCUCCGCUGCCAACUUCCGUGCUGCCUCCGAUUAUAGUUCUGACAAGGAUGAACCAGAUGCGGAUGGAAUGACAUCAAUGCUUGGUCUUCAGAGUUAUUGGGAUGCUGCAUAUGCCGGUGAGCUGGCAAAUUUUCGUGAACAUGGCCACACUGGUGAAAUUUGGUUUGGAGCUGACGUCAUGGAUACUGUUACUUCAUGGACCAAAAGCUUGUGUAUUGAUAUUUCUCAAGGUCACAUGCCAAAUCAUGUUGAUGAGGUCAAACCUGAGCCUGUUGAACAUGGUGAUAAAUAUUUGUCUUGCUGGAGUGUACUUGACGUUGGCACUGGCAAUGGUCUGCUCCUUCAGGAACUUGCUAAGCAGGGGUUCACAGAUUUAACUGGAACUGAUUAUAGUGAAGGGGCUAUUGACCUUGCUCGAAGCCUUGCCGAUCGAGAUGGAUUUUUAAACAUCAAGUUUCUGGUUGAUGAUAUUCUUGAGACAAAGUUGGAAAGACGGUUUAAACUUGUCAUGGAUAAGGGGACUCUAGAUGCCAUUGGUUUGCAUCCUGAUGGGCCUAUCAAAAGGAUGAUGUAUUGGGAUUCAGUUUCAAAGUUGGUAGCGCCUGGCGGAGUACUAGUGAUUACAUCUUGUAACCAUACAAAAGAUGAAUUGGUGCAAGAGGUGGAAAACUUCAAUCAAAGAUAUAUUGAAAUGCCGCAAGAGCCAAAUACAAUCGAGGACCUAGAAACACACAGAGAUCUUCCCCCAUUCCAAUAUCUGAACCAUGUUCGGACUUAUCCAACAUUCAUGUUUGGUGGGUCUGUGGGAUCACGUGUUGCCACUGUUGCAUUCCUACGGACUUAAAUUGUAGGAAUGAAAUUUGAAUGAGCUUAGCUUGUUGUCAUGAAUGGGUCACACUUGUGCUUUCUUGUGGUUGAAAGUGUUAACUGCGUGCAUGCAGAAUUGGUGGAGAGGUAUUGACAUUUGAAACUCAUUUGUCGGAUUCUUCCUCUAAGAUGGGAUGUUCUUUUAUGUUUUUUCCAUCAAAGAUACCGGUGUAGCUGCUGGCGAGAUUACCCUUGGCAACUCAGUACAAAUACUUUUAAGUUAAAUGUUGUCUCAGUUCUUGUAGUGGUUGCUAGUUGGUUCAGUGGAUGAGGGUCUGGUUUGGGAACCAUGUGCUUUUGUUUGGUUAACAUUGAAACAGAAAAUUUGACACUGCAAUUUUUUGCAAAAUUUUAGGUGUUUUCAUUUGCUUCCUGUUUA